AAGUACCGAUGGCGGCUCACAGUUUGCUCCCGGACAUGCACUAAAACGAAUUUGAUGGCGUCCGAUUGGACUUUUUGCACACUUGGCCGAUUGACUGAGGUCUUGAGAUUAACAUAGAAACCGUCGAGCACAAGGGUCGUCAAUCCGAGGAGGGAUCGUUUGUUGCAGAGCUCGUCAGAUCCACAGCUAGCAGCCUUGCCAGUGAAAUACAAGUACAGCUAGCCUGUGAUCGCAGAGGUUUGUUUGUGUGCGUGGCUGCACACUUUUGACACCUUUGACAUUUUUGCAGUUUUGUGACACUGGCUGGUCCAAGUGCAACAGAGCCUUUGCUUGUCUGUAGUUUCCCCAGCGGCGUUUGCUUUACUUUACAAACAGAGAAGCGGCGGGAAGUGGUUAGCCGACCCGAUUAGCUAUAGCCGCACACUUCGGCUCUUCUCUUCAUCUCUGCGGAUGGUGAGAGUGUUUUCUAUGAUUGCGCCGAUCAUCGACUGUCAGCAUGUUGAAGACUCGUCAGUGUCUACUGGGGAUUCGCACCUUCCUCGGAGUGACGUCUAGAAUAUGGAGUUUCUUUUUAUACAUCCUCAGGAAGCAUCUACGAACGAUAAUCCAGUACCAAACAGUGCGUUAUGACAUAUUACCUCUCUCCCCCAUUUCCAGAAACAGACUCAAUGCGGUGAAGAGGAAGAUCUUGGUGUUGGAUCUGGAUGAGACUUUGAUUCAUUCUCACCAUGAUGGUGUCCUUAGACCCACAGUAAGGCCGGGAACACCACCAGACUUUAUCCUCAAGGUGGUAAUAGACAAACACCCAGUCAGGUUUUUUGUCCAUAAAAGGCCACAUGUUGAUUUCUUUUUAGAAGUGGUUAGUCAGUGGUAUGAGUUGGUAGUAUUUACAGCUAGCAUGGAGAUAUAUGGAUCAGCCGUAGCAGAUAAGCUGGAUAACAACAGAGGCAUCCUCAAAAGAAGAUACUAUAGACAGCACUGCACUUUGGAUCUAGGGAGCUACAUUAAAGAUCUGUCUGUAGUACACAGUGACCUCUCCAGUAUAGUUAUUUUGGAUAACUCACCAGGAGCUUAUCGAAGUCACCCAGACAAUGCAAUACCUAUAAAGUCUUGGUUCAGUGACCCAAGUGACACGGCACUUCUUAACCUGCUCCCGAUGUUGGACGCAUUGAGGUUUACCUCAGAUGUUCGCUCCGUCCUCAGUCGAAAUCUUCACCAGCACCGGCUCUGGUGAUCCUAUCUGUCAGGACCAGUUUCUCUUCUGGUCACCGUCUUGAUUUUACAUGGCUCUGCCCGCUAGGUGUUAACCUCUCCUGCGCUGGAGUUUCAGCCUCUCGUCAUCAUUUGAGCUCCCAUCAGUCAUAAGGACUCCUCUGAGAAGACAUGGGAGGACAGAAAGGAGAAUAAGAGAAGAAACUAUUACAAAUGAACUCAACGAAUCGAGAGGCAUUUUUCUUGUAUUUCUUUCCAUAAAAAACGGAACCUCUGCCUUACGGUUGUUGGAUUCAACGUGUGCAUGUUGGAGUAUUUCUGAAUUGGGGAGAAUGUGUCUGAUUGCAACUUUACCCUUCAUUUAUCAGGGUAAAUGAAGAAUCAUUUAAUGGUUUAUAACUACCAGUCAGUUUCCACAAAUCAUUAGCACUUCCGCAGUGUCUUUUGUCUUUUAAGUUACGUAUGACCUUAGCACAAAUGGUCGUUUCCACUCAUUCUCUCUUAAAGCUUCUGUCCUUUUCUCUCUCUUUUUUUUUUUUCUUUUUCAGUCGGCCAUCUCAGGUAUCUGGCCUCUUCUCUGUGUCAAGAGCUGAGAGCAGUUAAUACCGUUGUACUAAUAGUAUGCUGUGGUAGAGAUAACUGUAAGGUCAGCAAGAGUGAAAACUACAGUCCAUUAUUACAGCUCAUGGUAUUAAUUUUCUGUGUAUUUUUAAAUGGCUCAUGUGGAGCCUCUGGUUAAAGCUGAGAGGUUUUAUCUUCUAUUUCAAGGACAGAUUUUUUAGAUGCUCUUCGAUGUGGAUACAUCAGCCGCUGUGAAAGAGAGAGAGAGACACUGAGCAACAAGGACUCUGCUAUAACAGAAAUAAAAUGGAGCCUUUUGUCAACAACCGA
Molecule: messenger RNA, 2103 nt
Organism: Danio rerio (zebrafish)
Lineage: Eukaryota; Metazoa; Chordata; Actinopteri; Cypriniformes; Danionidae
Gene: ctdnep1a
Product: CTD nuclear envelope phosphatase 1a
Cellular component (GO): endoplasmic reticulum membrane; nuclear membrane
Molecular function (GO): phosphatase activity; protein serine/threonine phosphatase activity
Source: RefSeq, marked provisional